Messenger RNA from Prunus persica (peach), 3139 nucleotides. RefSeq names its product sterol 3-beta-glucosyltransferase UGT80B1. The record is from RefSeq and is a predicted model, not a curated record. The transcript is spliced from 15 exons. The coding region runs from base 946 to 2853 and encodes 635 amino acids. Gene Ontology annotation, molecular function: UDP-glycosyltransferase activity; hexosyltransferase activity. Gene Ontology annotation, biological process: carbohydrate metabolic process. NCBI's taxonomy places the organism in Eukaryota, Viridiplantae, Streptophyta, Magnoliopsida, Rosales, Rosaceae.
GUUAUGAUGAGUUAGCACAUAUUUGAUAUGACAUGAAUUAGAAGCACUAGAGUUUGCACGAGUCAGGACUCAGUCCCGUACAACUCUGUCUCAUGUAUGUCCAUGUUCAUUGAAAUCCAGACAGUGAGAAGCUUCCUUUGCCCCCCCUCCCCUGUCUUUUGCUGCUGCUACAACAGAACCACCUCUCAACUCAAAGACCCGGAAAUUUUCUUCAAGUUUGUUCCCUUUGUCUGUAGCAAUUCUUCGACUUUUCUUUAGCACUUGAGUUGAGUUGAAGCGCCAUAUUUUAUUGGCCAUAAAAAUUCAGCAGCACCCAUAAAAUUGGUUUUUGUUUUUUCGGAUUCUUUGCUGAAAGUUCACUUUUCUUCAAUUUGGUAUUGCUUUUGGGAUUUAAAGGCGGUUUAAACUUUAAAACUUUUGGCCACCAAACGUUCUGUGCUUUGACUGACUGGUAGUGGUGGGUCAAAUUACAGUUAGCAAGUAGAGCUGUCAAUGAUCCGCGUAUGCAACAGCUAAAUUUCAAUAAUUUAGACUCUUUGUGGAGCUGUUUAAGGUUUUUGAAAUUGAGGGACUGGUGGGUCGUGGUUGUUGGUUGGGCUUUCUUGGUUUCUCAGCUCUUCUCUCUGUCUUGUACUUGAGGUUCUGGACAUUGGGAAGUGAUUUUAAAGGGUUUGAGGGUUGUUGUUUUGGUGUGUCUUUUUUUGUUGUUUGUCUUUAUUAACAUCCUCAACAGCAAUUUCAUUAGAUUCAUUUUUGUACUGGGAACUGAAUUGUAAGUUAUUGCAGUUGGGAUUAGGUGGUGGUUUUGGUUGAUGUUGAUAUUGCCUCAUGCUUUCAGAUUCACUUUUUAGUGAAUUCAAGAAUUUGGAUAUUAGGAAGUGAAACUAAGGUUGUUGGAGUUGUGGUUUCGUGGGUUUCGAUUGCUCAAGCCUUGCACUAGGCAAAAUGGGGAGUAAUGGGGUUGACCAUCCCUUGAAAGAUUUGGUAGAGGAAAGUGUUAGCAGCCAAGAACAGAGUUCUUUUCGGGAGCAGAGGAAUCAGAAGACAAAUUCUUCUAGGCACACUUCGGUUUUAGAGAUUUUUCAGUCAAAGGAGAUCAAUGUUGGUUCUUCACCUCAGAGAGGCUUGGACCAUUACAUCACUGCACCUAUUGGUACUCCCAAAGGUUUACUAAUUGAGGAUCAUGAGAUUAAAUUCUCUAGAUCCAUGACUGAGAAGAAGGGACUUCCCAGGCAUGACUUCAAGCUGGAUAGACUGUCAGAGCGUGAAAAGAAAAAAUUAAUUGUUGAGAUGGUCAAGAUACAAAAUGAUGGAACAGUAGAAGUUGAUUUAGAAAAAAGUGCACCUGUUGCCUCUGAGUUGUUAGAGCUCCAGAGUAUUGAAGAUGUGCCUGUCAAUCUUGAUAAUAUGACUUCCAGUACUACCAAGUCAAUUCCAAGGUUGAAAAUUGCCAUACUUGUGGUCGGAACAAGAGGAGAUGUACAGCCUUUUCUGGCUAUGGCGAAGAGAUUUCAGGAGUUUGGCCAUCAUGUUAGGCUGGCAACUCAUGCUAACUUCAGUGCUUUUGUAAAGUCGGCUGGUGUAGAUUUUUAUCCUUUGGGUGGUGAUCCUCGUGUUUUGGCAGGAUAUAUGGCCAGAAACAAGGGUCUAAUUCCAUCCGGGCCAGCAGAAAUAUCUAUACAAAGAAAGCAACUGAAGGCAAUUAUUGAAUCUCUUCUUCCAGCCUGCACAGAACCAGAUAUAGAAACUGGUGUGCCUUUUAAGGCACAGGCAAUUAUUGCAAACCCUCCUGCUUAUGGACACGCUCAUGUUGCUGAAGCUCUUGGAGUACCCCUUCAUAUUUUCUUCACAAUGCCAUGGACGCCUACUUAUGAAUUUCCUCACCCACUGGCACGUGUACCUCAAAGUGCUGGUUAUUGGCUUUCAUAUAUUGUUGUGGAUUUGCUGAUAUGGUGGGGCAUUAGGGGAUAUAUUAAUGAUUUCAGAAAAAAGAAGUUGAAGCUUGCUCCUAUUGCAUACUUCAGCACAUACCAUGGAUCAAUAUCUCAUUUGCCAACGGGCUAUAUGUGGAGCCCUCAUGUUGUGCCAAAGCCAAGUGACUGGGGACCUCUUGUGGAUGUCGUUGGUUAUUGUUUCCUAAACCUUGGGUCAAAGCAUCAACCUCAAGAUGAGUUUGUUCAGUGGAUUCAGAAAGGGUCGAAACCUAUAUAUAUUGGCUUCGGAAGCAUGCCACUUGAGGAUCCCAAGAAAACUACGGAGAUUAUAUUGGAGGCGUUGAAAGAUACAGGACAGAGAGGAAUAAUUGACAGAGGUUGGGGGGACCUGGGGAAUUUUACAGAAGCAUCUGAUAAUGUUUUCCUAUUGGAGGACUGUCCUCACGAUUGGCUGUUUCCUCAAUGUUCAGCAGUAGUGAGUUGCAUUUUUUUUUGGUCAAGUUUAAGGGACCUUUUAGAUGUUCAUCACGGUGGUGCUGGAACCACAGCUACAGGAUUAAGAGCUGGGUGUCCAACAACCAUAGUGCCAUUCUUUGGAGAUCAGUUCUUCUGGGGUGAGAGGAUACAUGAGAAAGGCUUGGGGCCUGCACCAAUACCUAUUUCUCAGCUCAGUGUCGAGAGCCUUUCAAAUGCUAUCAGAUUCAUGCUGGAGCCAGAGGUUAAAUCUCGGGUACUAGAAAUAGCAAAGUUGAUAGAGAAUGAAGACGGUGUAGCUGCUGCAGUUGAUGCAUUUCAUCGGCAGUUACCUCCUGUGCUACCAAUGCCAACUUCAUCUUCAGAGGAAGAUGAACUUCCAAACCCUUUCGUGUGGUUCUUUCUUCAACUUGAGAAGUGGUGCUGCCUGCCAUGUGGUUUGUAGGAUUCUUUCAGUGUCUUGUACUGUUGUACAGAUAUGUUUCUUCUUCAUUUUUUAUAAUUUUUUUUAUAGUCAUAUCAUUUUAAUUUGGUGUUUCAUUCAUUUCAUUCAUGGCUUCCCUGUGUGGGUUUGAUUGAUAAUAUUGUUUACAAGCUAAUGUAGGUUUCUCACAGCUUGUGUAACAGAAUUAGAUUGCACCAAACUUCAUUUUCAGUUAGUUAAACUGACAAAAUGAGAAUAUAACCGUGCUCAAUCGAGCUCAAUUAUUUAAAUCAAUUUUUUGGUUCCC